This is a messenger RNA of Ogataea haglerorum, 417 nucleotides long. RefSeq lists its product as uncharacterized. The coding region runs from base 1 to 417 and encodes 138 amino acids. Lineage: Eukaryota; Fungi; Ascomycota; Pichiomycetes; Pichiales; Pichiaceae. The record is from RefSeq and is a predicted model, not a curated record. The transcript has a single exon.
AUGUCAGACAAGUGGAAAAGCCUCUUGGGGAGCGAAUUUGAGCCGGUUUUGCUUCAGAGGGUUGGCUUGGACAUCAAAAACUCAACAAAGGUAAUACUCAAAGACUGUGAAAUCUAUAACUUCUACGAUGACGGGGUCAGUUUUGUUAUAAUUAGCAAUAAAAUAGACAGUAUUGAUUUCUUCUUCAGAAACAAGUCUUUCAGGCCAUGUCAAUUGGCUCUGCCCUAUUAUCUUGAUUCAGAGUUUAGCGGGAGGCGUUUGUUGGAGGUUUUGGGGGAGCCAUUGGAAAAAGGUGGAGGCACCUCAGCAAACAUUAAUAUCUGGCUCAGAUGGAAAAAUCUACAGGUCGAGCUGGACGAUAAGAGCUGGGAAACGGCUAAAGACGCAUUAGUGAAGUCAAUUACCAUAUUCAAUUAA